Molecule: messenger RNA, 2154 nt
Organism: Labrus bergylta (ballan wrasse)
Lineage: Eukaryota; Metazoa; Chordata; Actinopteri; Labriformes; Labridae
Product: zinc finger and BTB domain-containing protein 14
Biological process (GO): regulation of transcription by RNA polymerase II
Cellular component (GO): nucleus
Molecular function (GO): DNA-binding transcription factor activity, RNA polymerase II-specific; protein binding
Source: RefSeq, a predicted model, not a curated record
GCCAAACAGUCACAACAAGAGGAGGAGGAAGAGGAAAAACGACAGCCCUGGAUCGUCGUCGACUUGCCUUGCGUGACAACACCAGGGGAUCGCGUCCAGGCUUCGGGUUGUUCCAAAUUGACCUGCAACAUGUCUGAUUUACUAAGAUACAUCGACUACGACCACAAAGCCACCUUCCUGAAGAUGCUGAACCAGCAGAGGAUGGAGGGCGAGCACUGUGACGUGGUGGUGGUGGUGGAGAACAUAGAGUUCAGGGCUCACCGCUGUGUCUUGGCAGCCUGCAGUAACUACUUCAAGAAGCUCUUCAAGAAACAGACGGAAGAGGACAACUCCAUCGUGGAGCUGGACUUCAUCCGGUCCGACAUCUUCGAGGAGGUGCUGAAUUACAUGUACACAGCGCGGCUCGCCGUGAGAAAGAAGGACAUAAAUAUGAUGAUGUCGUCGGGCCAGAUACUGGGGAUCAACUUCCUGGAUAACCUGUGCACCCAGAAACGAGAGCUCACCAACAUGAAGACCCGGGAGAACCAGGCUCCAGGAGACCAUGGGAUGAGAGCUCAGGACGCCAUCUUGAAAGAACUGGCUAUGGAGGAGGUGAGGAAGAACAGCUUUUAUGAUCAGGGGAUGGAGAGCAUGGGGCCCGGGGGCUCUCACGUGACUCAGCCGCACAACUACAACACCAACAUGAGCAAAGAUCCUCACAGCCACGGCUGGGGCUCCUCCUCCUCCAGCGACAUGAAGCUGGAGUACCUGUUGUACGGCCAUCGCGACCACGGCUCCUGUCAGAGUACGGGCGCCAAGCCCUUGGACCACAACGCCAAAAAGGAGCGGCUGCUAACCGCGAACCGCCCCUACGGCUGCGAGCACUGCCCCAAAGCCUUCACCACAGCCGCCCACCUCAAGGAGCACCUGAAGAUCCACUCGGGCUUCAAGCCUCACAGGUGUGUCGUGUGCGGCAAGGCCUUCAUCAGGGGCCCCGACCUCAAGAGGCACGAGAGGGUCCACAGCAACGAGAGGCCCUUUGCGUGUCAACUGUGCGAAAAGGCCUUCAAGCACAAGUCCCACCUGAAAGACCACGAGCGGCAGCACCGGGGCGAGCGGCCGUUCAACUGCGGCUCCUGCGACAAAGCGUUCAUCAAAGCGUCCGAUCUGAAGCGCCACUGGAACACGAUGCACAGCGGAAACCCCCGCAGACAGAUGUCCCUGUCCCCUGCUGCCUCCCAGCACGGCCAGGCGGAGGCCACCGACCAGAGAGACUGGAAAAUGGAGACCGGGCCACACUCGCAUAAUUCAGGAGACUGUUGAGCCUACAAACACACCAAAUCACACGUAUCCAUACACACACACACACCCACACACACCCACACACACCCACACACACACACACACACACACACACAACACGUAGAAACAUGUACACAGAGUGACACAGCCACAACCGUGUGACAGGCUGAGGGCCUGAGCUCACAUGGACAAUGAUCGGAGUGAGUAACGAGAUCAUAGCAUGUUCAUAAGACUGUGGGGCUGUAUUAUUAUUAUUAUUAUUAUUAUUAUUAUUCAAAGGAGUUAUGUCAGAGCGAUGUUUUCUUUCACCUGUAAAAUCAUGUAAAUGUUUAGUUCACUCUAUGAUACAUAUAUUUUUCACAAAGCAUCGUUGCUGUCUAGACUGGGGGCUCUCAUUACAUGAUUCUCUUUUCUUUUAUGGGAUAUGUAACAUUUAAAUGUUUGUUUAACCUCGACUGGAUUUUUAUGGAGAGAGAAAAAAAGAGAGAAGCAGAGCGCGGGGGGAUUUUCUGCAUAACAUUUGUUGCAUCGAGUAUAUUCAUGUGGAUGUUUUUAAUGGAUGUGUUUAGUUGUAUUGAUUGAUAUUACACUGUAAGAGUAAGAGUCACAGUUUUGCAUUUGAUGCAGAUGAUACCAAAGUCUUGGGCCUCUGACGGAUCGUCUUUGAAGGCUGUCCUGCCCCAAGCAACCGGCCAACUAGAUUUACUGUUAUACAGUAUAACUGUCAUCCAUGCUAUCAACAGUCAAUGAUAGAUGUCUGUAUAUACUGUAGCUUAGUUUGUUGCACAAUUAGAGUACACAAUAAUGAAUUAUGCACAUAUAACAUUGUCCUACUCCUACACUUUGACAAUAAACACCAUUUGCUGUGUUUUA